This is a messenger RNA of Esox lucius (northern pike), 1843 nucleotides long. Its product is annotated as homeobox protein HMX1. NCBI's taxonomy places the organism in Eukaryota, Metazoa, Chordata, Actinopteri, Esociformes, Esocidae. Gene Ontology annotation, molecular function: RNA polymerase II transcription regulatory region sequence-specific DNA binding; DNA-binding transcription factor activity, RNA polymerase II-specific. Bases 442 to 1353 code for a protein of 303 amino acids. The transcript has 2 exons. Gene Ontology annotation, biological process: negative regulation of DNA-templated transcription; regulation of transcription by RNA polymerase II. Gene Ontology annotation, cellular component: nucleus. The record is from RefSeq and is a predicted model, not a curated record.
UGGGGGACACAGUCGUCUCUGCUUCGAUUUGCUUUCUAAUUGACCUAAAUAAAGCAUCUGAGAAACAGGGUCCCUCCAACCCCUCGAGGCAACAGACUAUCACCCAGCGUAGAAAGGAACUCAAUGCGAGUAUUCCUCUUUGACUAAUCUUGCCCGCUGCCCUACUGUCCAAUCGCAAGAAAGACGCAAUUUAUGUGCUGCGCGUGGAUCUCGCGCCGUGGAAUGUACAGUAGGCUGAGAUACUGAGCCAUAUAUCUACGAAUUCUCUCACGGUCUCGCGCUGUCUCGAGCUCUGAUGGAUAGCUCGACGGACUUCGAGAGAAACACAAGGCGUAACUGAGCGAAAGAAAAAAGGCACCCAGUAAUGUCUGAACAUUGGACGUAAAUAUUUAAAAGUGAAAGAUUUAUCUGAGACUAGGUGGUUUAAAAACGACCAUAAACAUGCUUGAUAAGGUACCCGAAACCCAACGUAAUGAUCCAGCGUCAAGAAGCUCAUCAUUUUCCAUUGAGAAUUUACUUCGUUCUACAACCAGGACUACAGACAGGCGGUCUAAGACUGAAGAUGAGGGGGGCUGUAAGGAAACGGGUCUGUCAUACAACCAAGUCGCUGUCAUUGAGAGUCGCUGCAGCCAAGUGGAGCGUCAAGUGUCGUACUUUAGAUUAAACGCCCAACGCCUCGCUGAAGCCGGUUGCAUUUCGGACUGGUGUGGGACAUCGCCCAACAAAGCUUGGGGCGAUUUACACAGUCCGCAGUGCCACUCCAGAAACUCUGAUGACACCGGAUACUCCCUACCAACCAGCGACCGGGAUUCUCCCGCUCUACCGGAGCGGGUGGAAGACAACGAACCCGACGAGAGGGCAGAGGGCAGUCUGACAGAUGACAAAGAUGACGAAACAGGGUCUCUUUGUUUCGCGCGAGACGACGGUGAGACACCUGAUUCGAAAGGCGCUCGCAAGAAGAAGACUCGUACGGUGUUCAGUCGGAGUCAAGUUUUUCAACUGGAGUCCACCUUCGACAUAAAACGUUAUCUGAGCAGCACUGAGCGGGCGGGACUGGCCGCUUCUUUACAACUAACCGAAACGCAGGUAAAAAUUUGGUUCCAGAACCGAAGGAACAAGUGGAAGAGGCAGCUAGCUGCCGAUAUGGAAGCCACUAGCAUCUCCUAUUCCACCCAAAGGAUUGUCAGGGUUCCGAUUCUUUACCACGAGAGUGCAGCACCUGGGACACUGAGCGGCAACCUGGCACAGGUGUCCCCGCCUUUAGUGGGCUUCACGAGUACUGUUAAUCAUCCCCUCUCCCAGUUCACUCACCCCAUAGCUUUCAUAAGAUCACAAAUGACAGGAAUUGUGUGACCGUCUGUUAUACUGAACUGUCAAUUUGCGUAUUGGACAAGGUAUAUUUCCCUUUAAGAUUUUAUUGCUGAUGGUGACUAUAGCAAAUCAUUAAUAUUAAAGCCACAUAAGGCAACAACACUUUUGAAGCCUAGAGGCUUCAAACUCUUUAUUUUAAUUGCGAGUUGCAAUUGCCAAGUACUUUCUUGAUUAGUGUACAAAAAUGUAAUAAAUGAAUCCCUCAAGCUAGACCACUUACUAAAUGUAGGGAUUUUAACAUAAGCACACACUAUUCGAUUUAUAUAAAUAUUUUGAUGAAUAAACUAUUGUCAAAUAUUCUACCAGUAUCUAAUGUGUUUGUUUUCUUUUAAAUGGCAAAACUUGGCACCUGUAGACAUUUUUAUGAGCGUAGCAUGGGGAUACAGGGACUGUAUUAUUUCUUAUUGAAAGUGGGUUUCGUAUGACAUUUUGUACAUGAGUUGUCCGAUCAAUGUAAAUAAAAUUGAGUCCA